CCCCGAUAGAUGCGUUGUACACCAAGACUAAGAUAUGACCAGCGAUGUUGUUACUGGCGGCUCCACGGCCAAGAGGAAGAUUGCGUUUGCUUUGUUCCUGAUCGUGAGUCUGGCUGUAUCACUUACUGUGGGAUCGUCCUAUAUUUCGACAAGGACAAGAACAACGCAAAACCAUUGGAUUUCAGGCUAGGCAAGCGUUCUGAUGUCAUCGUUGAUUGUCAUCCAGAGUCUGACGGUACAGAGGAGAAGUGCAAGGAAAGAGGCUGUUUAUGGUCUCCGGUAUCUGACAAGGGCGCCCCCUGGUGUAAAUUCCCCACCGGAUAUGGCUAUAGAAUUGUGGGUAACGUGACGGACACACCGAUGGGCAUGCGCAUUGAACUGGAGCGCACAUCUCAUCCUCAGUAUCUAGUCCGCUCGGCGUCUGUCGAUAAUAUAUACCUGGACGUGGAGUUCCAUACCGACGCCCGCCUCAGAUUAAGGUUCUAUCCCAAGAACGGCACAAGAUGGGAGAUACCGGAUAGCGUCCUGAAUAUACCGACUCCCAGCAACAAGGCCAGCGAGACUUCACGGCUGUACGAUGUGACCAUCGUGGAUGCUCCAGUGUUUGGCGUCAUCAUCACCCGGGUGUCUAACAACCAGACAAUAUUCAACACAUCCCUGCCAGGGUUCAUCUAUUCCGACCAGUACCUGCAGCUGACCACGACGCUGGCGUCCGACAACGUGUACGGCUUCGGGGAACACAACCAUCGCCAACUCCGCCAUGACCUCGCCUGGAAAACGUGGAGCAUCUUUACCAGAGAUGUGGCGCCCGUUGACGAGUGGAACCUGUACGGCGCUCACCCCACCUACAUGAACGUGGAGGACAACGGUAGUGCCCACAUGGUCUUCCUCAAGAACAGCAACGCCAUGGAGGUGUUCCUGCAGCCGUCUCCGCAUCCAGCCAUCACUUUUAGAACUAUCGGCGGCGUCCUCGACUUCUACAUCUUCCUCGGCCCAUCACCUGGCGAGGCAGUACAACAAUACACGGCGGCUGUGGGUAGGCCUGUUAUGCCGCCUUACUGGACGCUAGGCUUCCACCUCUGCCGCUGGGGCUACACCAACAUCACCGACCUGAGGAUGGUCAUCGACCGGAACAGGGAAGCCGGGAUACCAUAUGACGCUCAGUGGGCUGACCUGGAAUACAUGUACAACAAGUUCGUCUUCAGCUACGACCGCGACACCUUCGCCGGACUCCCGGAUCUGGUGCAAGACCUUCACGACCACAACCAGAAGUUUGUUGUCAUCGUGGACCCCGGUCUGGGCAACGACCCAAACAUCAGCAGUGACAUAAAAUUCAACAGUCCAGGUUACGACGUCUUCGACGAUGGUGCCACAGAGGGAGUGCUGGUGAUGACUCCGAACAACUCCGGUCCCCUCGUAGCUGAAGUGUGGCCAGGCACUACCGGGUACCCAGACUUCACCAACCCGAGGACGGAGGUGUGGUGGGAGAAGUGGGCACAGUAUUUCCAUGACAACGAGAGUAUCCACUUUGAUUCCCUCUGGAUCGACAUGAACGAACCUUCAAGUUUUGUCCCCGGGUCUGUAGACGGCUGUGAGAACAACACGUGGAACAACCCGCCAUACACCCCAAACAUCCUGGGCCGAGGGAAGGACGGGCGCAUGUAUGACAAGACGCUCUGUAUGGAUGCCAGACAACACAUCGGCAGCCACUACGAUGUCCACAGUUUGUAUGCCCACACACAGGCCAUACAGACAUACAAUGCUCUGAAGAACAUAUUCCCCGGCAAGCGGCCGUGGACGAUGACCCGGUCAUCCUAUGCGGGGACGGGGAAGUAUGCCACCAAGUGGAUGGGGGACAAUCAGUCCCGCUGGGAACAGAUGAAGUGGUCAAUUGUGGGUAUCCUUGAGUUCGGUCUUUUCGGCUUUUCCUUGAACGGCGCAGACAUCUGCGGGUUCUGGUACGAGGCGGAGUACGAAAUGUGUGUCAGGUGGCAUCAACUCGGCGCCUUCUACCCCUUCGCCCGUAACCACAACGCUCUUGGGGACGCUCCUGAAUUCUUCAAGCCGCAAGACCCUGCUGCCUGGGAUGCCCGAUUCCUCCGUCUUGCGAAGGACGCACUCGUCACCCGCUACAAGCUGCUGCCCUACCUUUACACCCUCAUGCACAAUGCGCAUGCGCAGGGAGACACUGUCAUGAGGCCGCUCCUGUUCGAGUUUCCUAACGACCCAAUCUGCCUGAGUGUUGAUGAGCAAUUCCUGCUGGGUCCUGCACUGCUUGUGUCUCCAGUCCUUAACAAGGGGCAGACAAUUGUGAAAGCAUAUUUCCCAGAAGGCCACUGGUAUGACUACUUCAAGGGUGAAAGGGUUGCGGUGAAAGAAGAUUACCUUGAUCUUGACACGCCACUAGAGAAGUUCAACCUUCACGUCCGGGGAGGUCACGUGAUUCCAUGGCAGGUGCCGUCUAACACAACAUACGCCAGCCGAAACAACACGAUUGGUGCCAUUGUUGCCCUGGAUAAAGAAGGCAGAGCUCAGGGCGAGUUGUUCUGGGAUGAUGGGGAGGCAAUAGAUACCUACGAAACAAACCAGUAUUUAUUGAUCAAGUUCCGCAUGCCCAAGGUUGGUGAGCUACACGUGGUUCCGACAGGGUCGGUGUCAGUGUUGCCGCCACCGCCGCUUGACCAGCUGGACAUCUAUGGCCUCCAGACCAUUCCACUGUCAGUCAAGCUGGACGGGCAAGCGGUGCCCGUCGACAACAUACGACAGUCCUACGCGAUUAUUUCGUUACUGAACCUGAAAAUAACCCUCACCAACAACCACACCAUAACGUGGUGGUAGCAGCCAAUCAGACAGACAAGUGCUUCACUUCCGAGAAACGUCAGCCAAUCAAUGGUGUCCUCAUUCACGGAAAUCACUUGAUGUGUAACACAAGAUCUCGCAUUCCAUCAAAACUGUUUUCGGCGUCUGAUUUCAGGCAGUGAUACAUUCCUCGCCUCAGCUGAAAAAAUAUGGAAUGCUAACAUGCCUUAUUCAAAUGAUUAAUCACAGAUAUACGCUUAUAAAAAAAAGAAACUUGACAUGCUGUUUUGGAGUUCAUUUACCAUUCCUCCACAUUUUGGGAUACAGCAUGAAUUGGUUUGUGUAAAAUAAUUUCAUAAAAUUCAAAUUGUUCCAAUGUCAAGUUUCUCUUUUUUUAAGAGUCUAUAUGUAUCUGAUACAAACAUAUGUAAAGAGACAUUGCUGGAUGGGUGUACGUAGAAUUAUAUUCUGCAUUACUAUGUGAUAUUUUGUGUGAUACAAAGACCUGCUGAUGUCCAACCAAUCAAAUCCCUCCAUGACGUCAUAUACCUUAUAUAGGCAUAAACUAUCUCAGGAUGGGAAGGACACAGCUUUAUCGUUUAGUAUAUAUUUAGCUGAAACCCGGAUGUGGAAAGCAUGAAUGUAAUUUGUUUUAUAAAUUCCUUUAUGACAUAUUUCAAUACACUAUUUUUACACAAAGAAAA
Molecule: messenger RNA, 3503 nt
Organism: Haliotis rubra (blacklip abalone)
Lineage: Eukaryota; Metazoa; Mollusca; Gastropoda; Lepetellida; Haliotidae
Product: sucrase-isomaltase, intestinal-like
Exons: 25
Coding region: 10-2838 (942 amino acids)
Biological process (GO): carbohydrate metabolic process
Molecular function (GO): alpha-1,4-glucosidase activity; carbohydrate binding
Source: RefSeq, a predicted model, not a curated record